Molecule: messenger RNA, 324 nt
Organism: Protopolystoma xenopodis
Lineage: Eukaryota; Metazoa; Platyhelminthes; Monogenea; Polystomatidea; Polystomatidae
Source: the annotation of a GenBank genome assembly
AUGAUCUUAUCCAAGAAGGUGUUUUGUGGAGCUACCAGGCCUCUCCUUGCUCCACUCAUGGCAACCGAUAAUUUGCAGAUUCUACACAAAUGGUUGCUAGGCUGGCUGUUUCUCCGGGCCGAAUGGUUCUUUGGUACCACUCAGAUACAUCCGAAACAUGGUAGAGCAUCGUGGCGCUGGAUUUCCACGACUGCCCUGGAUCCUCAUGGCUUUUUGCGUGAUGAGGAUGUGAUGUUGUCCACUUUUAUGCUCAGUAAUACUCACAUGGCAUGCGAAUAUAUGAUCGUCUGUGUCGCUUUCAUAUAUAUCCGUGGAAGUCUGUAG